AUGUUUCGUAGAAAGCACUCUCAGAAUCAUCAGGAGAAUGGCCUUGCAGAACAAGAAGCAAAGGUCAGUGAAUUCAGGGCUGCUCUUGGACCUCUUUCUGGUCGAAGUUUGAAGUACUGCACUGAUGCAUGCCUGAGGAGAUAUUUAAUUGCGAGAAACUGGAAUGUUGACAAGGCAAAGAAAAUGUUGGAAGAGACACUCAAGUGGAGAGCAACUUAUAAGCCUGAAGAAAUCCGCUGGCAUGAAGUAGCUCAUGAAGGAGAGACGGGUAAAGUCUCCAGAGCAGAUUUUCAUGAUCGAUCUGGGAGGACUGUGCUCAUAAUGAGACCAGGAAUGCAGAACACAACAUGUGCAGAAGACAAUAUCCGCCAUUUGGUUUAUCUUAUAGAGAAUGGUAUUCUUAACCUUUCUGAGGGUCAAGAACAAAUGUCAUGGUUGAUAGACUUCACUGGAUGGGGUUUGAGCGUCAAGGUCCCCAUCAAAACUGCACGUGAAUGCAUAAACAUCUUACAGAACCACUACCCCGAAAGACUUGCUGUUGCUUUUCUUUAUAAUCCACCUAGAAUUUUUGAAGCAUUUUGGAAGAUUGUCAAGUACUUUCUAGAUCCAAUGACUUUCCAGAAGGUGAAGUUUGUUUACCCAAACAAAGAAGAUAGCAUGGAGCUCAUGAAGUCUUUCUUUGAUGUCGACAACCUCCCAAGAGAGUUCGGGGGAAAAGCCUCACUGAAGUAUGACCAUGAUGAGUUCUCACGACUAAUGGCCCAGGAUGAUGGAAAAACAGCCAAGUUCUGGGGAUUAGAUGAAAAGCCAAGCCACAUUGCUAACGGUCAUUCACCGGCUCAGGUGGCACCAGAGCCAACACCUCUUGCACCCCCAGCUAGCUAA
Molecule: messenger RNA, 885 nt
Organism: Dovyalis caffra
Lineage: Eukaryota; Viridiplantae; Streptophyta; Magnoliopsida; Malpighiales; Salicaceae
Source: the annotation of a GenBank genome assembly